AUCAGCGUGGAGAGCAAGCACCAGACCCUGCAGGGCCUCACCUUCCCACUGCAGCCGGCAGCCCAGAGGGCACUUCAGCAGCUCAAACAGAAGACCAUCAACUACAUCCAGCUGAAGCUGGACCUGGAGCGGGAGACCAUUGAGCUGGUGCACACAGAGCCCACGGAAGUGGCCCAGCUGCCCUCGAGGGUGCCCCGAGAUGCUGCCCGCUACCACUUCUUCCUCUACAAGCACACCCAUGAGGGUGACCACCUUGAGUCUGUGGUGUUCAUCUACUCGAUGCCGGGGUACAAGUGCAGCAUCAAGGAGCGCAUGCUCUAUUCCAGCUGUAAGAGUCGCCUCCUCGACUCCGUGGAGCAGGACUUCCAGCUGGAGAUCUCCAAGAAGCCUACACUGUGGGAAGGGUCUGCGAGCUCCAGGCAUUCUUCUCUGCCAUCGCUGCCCAGUCUGCCAUCCAGACCCUCUGGAGAAGCCCCCACUCCCUGUCAUGGGCCCCUGCUGUGGCGCCCUGCACCCCCUGUCUCUCCUGGUGCAGGCUGCCGCGCUAGCCGUGGCCCUGGCCCAGGGCACCCUGCCUGCCUUCCUGCCCUGUGAGCUCCAGCGCCACGGCCUGGUGAAUUGCGACUGGCUGUUCCUCAAGUCCGUGCCCCACUUCUCGGCAGCAGCGCCCCGUGGUAACGUCACCAGCCUUUCCCUGUACUCCAACCGCAUCCACCACCUCCACGACUCCGACUUUGUCCACCUGUCCAGCCUGAGGCGUCUCAACCUCAAAUGGAACUGCCCACCCGCCAGCCUUAGCCCCAUGCACUUCCCCUGUCACAUGACCAUUGAGCCCCACACUUUCCUGGCCGUGCCCACCCUGGAGGAGCUGAACCUGAGCUACAACAGCAUCACGACAGUACCUGCCCUGCCCAGUUCCCUCGUGUCCCUGUCCUUGAGCCGCACCAACAUCCUGGUGCUGGACCCUGCCAACCUCGCAGGGCUGCACUCCCUGCGCUUCCUGUUCCUGGAUGGCAACUGCUACUACAAGAACCCCUGCCCGCAGGCCCUGCAGGUGGCCCCGGGCGCCCUCCUUGGCCUGGGCAACCUUACGCACCUGUCACUCAAGUACAACAACCUCACUGCGGUGCCCCGUGGCCUGCCCCCCAGCCUGGAGUACCUGCUAUUGUCCUACAACCACAUCAUCACCCUGGCACCUGAGGACCUGGCCAACCUGACCGCCCUGCGUGUGCUCGAUGUGGGUGGGAACUGCCGUCGCUGUGACCACGCCCGCAACCCCUGUACGGAGUGCCCCAAGGGCUUCCCGCACCUGCACCCUGACACCUUCAGCCACCUGCGCCACCUCGAAGGCCUGGUGUUGAAGGACAGCUCUCUCUACAACCUGAACCCCAGAUGGUUCCAUGCCCUGGGCAACCUCAUGGUGCUGGACCUGAGUGAGAACUUCCUAUACGACUGCAUCACCAAAACCACAGCCUUCCAGGGCCUGGCCCAGCUGCGCAGACUCAACUUGUCUUUCAAUUACCACAAGAAGGUGUCCUUUGCCCACCUGCAUCUGGCGCCCUCCUUCGGGAGCCUGCUCUCCCUGCAGCAGCUGGACAUGCACGGCAUCUUCUUCCGCUCGCUUAGCGAGACCACGCUCCAGUCGCUGGCCCACCUGCCCAUGCUCCAGAGUCUGCACCUGCAGAUGAACUUCAUCAAUCAGGCCCAGCUCAGCAUCUUCGGGGCCUUCCCUGGCCUGCGAUACGUGGACCUGUCAGACAACCGCAUAAGUGGAGCCAUGGAGCUGGCGGCUGCCACGGGGGAGGUGGAUGGUGGGGAGAGAGUCCGGCUGCCAUCUGGGGACCUAGCUCUGGGCCCACUGGGCACCCCUAGCUCUGAGGGCUUCAUGCCAGGCUGCAAGACCCUCAACUUCACCUUGGACCUGUCACGGAACAACCUAGUGACAAUCCAGCCAGAGAUGUUUGCCCGGCUCUCGCGCCUCCAGUGCCUGCUCCUGAGCCGCAACAGCAUCUCGCAGGCAGUCAACGGCUCACAAUUUAUGCCGCUGACCAGCCUGCAGGUGCUGGACCUGUCCCAUAACAAGCUGGACCUGUACCAUGGGCGCUCUUUCACGGAGCUGCCGCGGCUGGAGGCCCUGGACCUCAGCUACAACAGCCAGCCCUUCAGCAUGCAGGGCGUGGGUCACAACCUCAGCUUUGUGGCACAGCUGCCGGCCCUGCGCUAUCUCAGCCUGGCGCACAACGACAUCCACAGCCGUGUGUCCCAGCAGCUCUGCAGCGCCUCGCUGCGGGCCUUGGACUUCAGCGGCAAUGCCUUGAGCCGGAUGUGGGCCGAGGGAGACCUGUAUCUCCGCUUCUUCCGAGGCCUGAGGAGCCUGGUCCGGUUGGACCUGUCCCAGAAUCGCCUGCAUACCCUCUUGCCACGCACCCUGGACAACCUUCCCAAGAGCCUGCGGCUGCUGCGUCUCCGUGACAAUUAUCUGGCUUUCUUCAACUGGAGCAGCCUGGUCCUCCUCCCCAGGCUGGAAGCCCUGGACCUGGCAGGAAACCAGCUGAAGGCCCUGAGCAACGGCAGCUUGCCUAACGGGACCCAGCUCCAGAGGCUGGACCUCAGCAGCAACAGCAUCAGCUUCGUGGCCUCCAGCUUUUUUGCUCUGGCCACAAGGCUGCGAGAGCUCAACCUCAGUGCCAACGCCCUCAAGACAGUGGAGCCCUCCUGGUUCGGUUCUCUAGCGGGCACCCUGAAAGUCCUAGAUGUGACUGGCAACCCCCUGCACUGCGCCUGUGGGGCGGCCUUCGUGGACUUCUUGCUGGAGGUGCAGGCUGCAGUGCCCGGCCUGCCCAGCCACGUCAAGUGUGGCAGUCCAUGUCAGCUCCAGGGCCGCAGCAUCUUUGCGCAGGAUCUGCGCCUCUGCCUGGAUGAGGCCCUCUCCUGGGACUGUUUUGGCCUCUCACUGCUGACCGUGGCCCUGGGCCUGGCCGUGCCCAUGCUGCACCACCUCUGUGGCUGGGACCUCUGGUACUGCUUCCACCUGUGCCUGGCCUGGCUGCCCCGGCGGGGGCGGCGGCGGGGCGCGGAUGCCCUGCCCUACGAUGCCUUUGUGGUCUUCGACAAGGCACAGAGCGCGGUGGCCGACUGGGUGUACAACGAGCUGCGGGUACGGCUAGAGGAGCGCCGUGGACGCCGAGCGCUCCGCCUGUGCCUGGAGGAACGUGACUGGCUACCCGGUAAAACGCUCUUUGAGAACCUGUGGGCCUCAGUUUACAGCAGCCGCAAGAUGCUGUUUGUGCUGGCCCACACAGACAGGGUCAGCGGCCUCUUGCGCGCCAGCUUUCUGCUGGCCCAGCAGCGCCUGCUGGAGGACCGCAAGGACGUUGUGGUGCUGGUGAUCCUGCGCCCCGACGCCCACCGCUCCCGCUAUGUGCGGCUGCGCCAGCGCCUCUGCCGCCAGAGCGUCCUCCUCUGGCCCCACCAGCCCAGUGGCCAGCGCAGCUUCUGGGCCCAGCUGGGCACGGCCCUGACCAGGGACAACCAGCACUUCUAUAACCAGAACUUCUGCCGGGGCCCCACGACGGCAGAGUGACCGCCCAGCACCCCAAGCCUCCUACACCUUGCCUGUCUGCCUGGGAUGCCGGGCCUGCUGGCCCUGCAACACCACCGCUCUGCCUCCCCAACUCCCACCCCUGGCAUAUAGCAGAUGCUCAAUAAAUGCUACUAGUAGGCUGAA
Molecule: messenger RNA, 3727 nt
Organism: Leopardus geoffroyi (Geoffroy's cat)
Lineage: Eukaryota; Metazoa; Chordata; Mammalia; Carnivora; Felidae
Gene: TLR9
Product: toll like receptor 9
Exons: 5
Coding region: 200-3583 (1127 amino acids)
Biological process (GO): defense response to virus; canonical NF-kappaB signal transduction; toll-like receptor signaling pathway
Cellular component (GO): plasma membrane
Molecular function (GO): pattern recognition receptor activity; protein binding
Source: RefSeq, a predicted model, not a curated record